AUGGCGAGCAGGUCUCCAACUGAACUGUUGACUAGCCUAGGCCCGGACGUGCCUAACCAGCCACCCCACUCGACGCCGAUGUCCUCGACCUCGGGUAAUGGCGACUCGCGGACGCCUCCGAACACCGUGCAAGCGGCUUGCCUGGCUUGUAGGGGGAAACAUCUCAAGUGCGACGGAAAUACUCCGUGCGGACGUUGUCAGAUCCACGAGACCGAAUGCAUCUACGUCGCUUCGCGUCGCGGUUAUAAGGGACCGCGACGGAACCCCCCAAACCCGGGAAAGCGUCCUGCUUCCGACUCUCCGCCGUCGGCUAAUGGCGAUACCUGCUCACUGAUCGCAAGCGUGACCCGUCCGAUGGCUACGGCGCCGAGCGUGUCGACCUUCAAUCCGGCUGUGGUAGUGGCUGAGUCACCAGCGACACCUUUCACGGCUUCCGGCGUGAAUGGUCUCCAGCUGUACAGGAGCCAGUACCUGAACGGCGGCGGAGCUCUAGUCGGACCCGAUACCCAACCACAGCAGACAAUCCCCGAGCGCUGCCUCAAUUCGUUUUACUACUAUUUCUACCCCGGCCAUCCGUCCGUUCUGCCAAAGGAGCAUCUGCUCAAGAUGGCCAAAGAGAAGGAUCUCGCCCACCUGCUCGCCGCCAUGAGAUGGGUCGGAUCGCUGUACAUAGAUGUCGGGCCCGCGCGCGCUACCUAUUUCGAGGAGGCCAUGCGUUUGGUCUAUGCCCAAGACGUCGUCCGGGAUGGAUAUCUGGUCCAGGCUAUGGUCAUCCUGCUCAUAGGCCUCGACGGAAGCUGCCAGCAGGAGAAGGCACGCGAGAUUCUCUCCCACGUCGAGCGGAUCGCCAUAGAGAUUGGCCUGUAUACGAGGGCCUUCGCCACCCUUCACGGGGGUGGCGUGCCGCGGGUAGAGGAGAGCUGGCGCCGCACGUGGUGGGACCUGUUCGUCGUGGACGGUAUGGUUGCUGGGGUGCACCGGCAGACCAACUUUCUGCUUUUCGAUAUCGUGGCGGACAAUAUUCCGCGCCCGAUGUAUCUGGAAGAUUUCGAUGACCAGGUAUUCUCCGGCGAGGAGAGAGAAUUUUCUUCCUUCGCCUAUCGUGUUGCUUCCAUCAGAAACCUCGGACGCAUGAUGCGGCUGCCGAAUAAUGGCUUUCCCAGUGAGGAGAACGUUAGCCGAAUCGAGUCGCUGUUAUCAAACUGGAGAAUGCAUCUGCCGCCGACCAAGAUAGAUAGUUUGAACAAAGACUGCCAGCUGGAUGAGAUGAUGUUUCAAGCACACAUGAUCAACCACGCCUGCUCGAUAAUCCUACAUCAGCCCCUUUCGCAGCUAGACUCGUCGCCAGCGCGCGAUGUGACGGCCUGCGCGCCGCACCGAGCCGUACAGAGCGGCGACAAUUUCAACAUACACACGAGGCACAUCAUCAAAGCUGCGUGCGAGAUUAGCAAGAUGGUGACGUAUAACGUACCGAUCACGAGCCACACGCACUUCUUCACUUGUGUCCUGACGCUAUCUUCGAUCGUUCACCUGAGCAAGUGGGCCUUGUACUUCAUCCACGACGAGGAUGAUUUGAGACAACAGGUCCGGCUGAACAUUGGGGCCCUCAACAAGCUCAGCAACGUCUGGAAGGCCGCCAACACGGCCUCGGGCCAGGUCAGAGGUGUUGCGCAGGAGAUCUACCGGGCUAAGAAGGCCCAACAGACGAACCCUCAGUUCUGGGUUGGGUUCACACAGGAAGAGAUUAUCAGCAGCAUGGCGGCCGACGAGGGCAUCAUGUCCGAAAUCAAUACCAUGCUCACCAGUGCGCCUUGA
Messenger RNA from Durotheca rogersii, 1815 nucleotides. RefSeq lists its product as uncharacterized. The coding region runs from base 1 to 1815 and encodes 604 amino acids. Gene Ontology annotation, biological process: regulation of DNA-templated transcription; DNA-templated transcription. The record is from RefSeq and is a predicted model, not a curated record. The transcript is spliced from 4 exons. Lineage: Eukaryota; Fungi; Ascomycota; Sordariomycetes; Xylariales; Xylariaceae. Gene Ontology annotation, molecular function: DNA binding; zinc ion binding; DNA-binding transcription factor activity, RNA polymerase II-specific.